GCUUGUGGGAUCACCAACCAACCAGACACCAUGACCACUCUGGCUUACGCCGUCGUACUCAGCGCACUGGUUGGCAGUGCUUUGUGCGGUGUCCUGGGUGGCGGAUAUGGAGGUGGUGCAGGCCUUGCAGGCCUUGGCGGUGGAGGUCUGGGAGGCGGUGCUGGAGUAGGAGUCGGCAGCAGCGUGGUGCUCCUCGGCGGUGGUGGCGCCGGUUACACCAAGUCCGUGGCCGGACCCUCGUUUCUUGUGAACACGGUGCACCACGUGUCUAAGGUUGAUGGUGGAGGUGCUGUCGUUGCCCACUCUGGCCUCGGAGGCGCCGGCGGAGGCUUUGGUGGACUAGGUGCCGGAGGUUAUGGUGGAGGCCUUUUGGUCGGUGGCGCUGACCUUGGAGGUGCCGGUCUCGGCCUUGGCGGAGGAUAUGGUGGCGGAUACGGUGGCGGCAAGAUUGUCCUUCUGAAAGGAGGAUGGCACAAAUGAGUGACUUCCACAUAAGGAGAAACGGCCCGUGGACCGAGUUACGUGGAGCCGUUUUGGGGAUGGGCUUCCAUGGCUUCAACAUAUCAUCAAAGCCGAAGAGAACGAAGAAACGUGACAUGUAUUUUCAGCAGGUGUAAAUAAACAUCACUGGUGGACAGCUGUCCACAUCACCUGAAUACACUGA
This is a messenger RNA of Rhipicephalus microplus (southern cattle tick), 664 nucleotides long. RefSeq lists its product as uncharacterized. NCBI's taxonomy places the organism in Eukaryota, Metazoa, Arthropoda, Arachnida, Ixodida, Ixodidae. The record is from RefSeq and is a predicted model, not a curated record.